Molecule: messenger RNA, 1065 nt
Organism: Solanum tuberosum (potato)
Lineage: Eukaryota; Viridiplantae; Streptophyta; Magnoliopsida; Solanales; Solanaceae
Exons: 2
Coding region: 1-1065 (354 amino acids)
Source: RefSeq, a predicted model, not a curated record
AUGUCGGCUGCGAAAGGCGAUCUAUGGCUUGAAACAGGCUCCUCGGGCGUGGUUAAUGCCCUCACAGGAUAUCUUUCAUCCAUAGGCUUUGUUAAGAGAAAAUCUGAUGCCUCACUACUAAUCAGAUAUGGUGUAGGUGAUACAUUGUUUGUCCUCGUCUAUGUCGAUGAUAUUAUUAUCACUGGGAGCAAUACUUUAAGUGUCAAUCAGGUUGUCACUUCCCUUGCUUCUAAGUUCUCUAUUAAAGAUUUAGGUAAUCUUCACUAUUUUCUUGGUGUUGAAGUGAUACACAACUCUAACGGUUUAAUUCUCACCCAAGCAAAUUAUGUGAAUGAAAUCUUAAAUGAUGAGCUAAUGACCGACUGCAAGAGUGUUAACACGCCAAUGAGUGCAUCUGAGUUACUCACCUUAUCUGAUGGAACUCACUUGACUGAUGCUACACGUUAUCGCCGAGUCUUGGGUAGGCUUCAAUAUCUAUCCUUCACUAGACCUGACAUAGCCUAUGCAGUCAACAAGCUUUCUCAAUUCAUGAAAGCACCAUCAGACCUUCACUGGAAGGCUGUAAAACGUGUUCUUCGAUACCUACGUGGUACCAUUCAACUCGGCCUACGCGUUACUCCUAUUGAUGAAUUCAAUCUACAUGUGUACUCUGAUGCAGAUUGGGUGGGGACAUUGUUGACAGAUUGGUCCUCAAAGAAGCAAAAUAUUGUCUCACGCUCCUCCACUGAGUCUGAAUACAGGGCUGUAGCUAAUGCACUUUCUGAAACCUUAUGGGUCACCAAUCUCCUAAAUGAGUUGCACUUUCCAGUACAUAAGCUACCCACAAUUUAUUGUGACAAUCUUGGAGCCACAUUCUUGAGCAAGAAUCCUGUUCUCCAUAGCCGUGUGAAGCAUGCUGCUGUGGACUUUCACUUUGUUCGCCACUAUGUUGACAUCAAAAGGGUUCGUGUUAUUCAUGUCCAUGGCGCUGAUCAAAUUGCUGACACUCUCACCAAGGCACUUCCUAAAUCUUCUUUUGAGUCUAAUUUGUUCAAGUUAGGCUUGGUGACUCAUCGCCUAACUUGA